Molecule: messenger RNA, 820 nt
Organism: Bemisia tabaci
Lineage: Eukaryota; Metazoa; Arthropoda; Insecta; Hemiptera; Aleyrodidae
Source: RefSeq, a predicted model, not a curated record
AUGCCACGCACCUGCAGUGUGCCUGGGUGCAAAUCAGGCUACAGAGGCCCAGAUAUAGACGUUCAGACUUUUACAUUCCCAAUUGACAAAGAACAGCGUUUAAAGUGGGUUAGAGCUAUACAUCGCUCGGAAGACUUUGUUGUAACUGAGUCCUCAUCUGUGUGCAUCAAGCACUUUCACGAGAAACAUAUCAAUAGGUAUUCAACCAACAAGAGGAAGAGUGAACCUACUUUGUUGAAGAGGCCCCAUUUGAAGAGUGAUGCUGUCCCUGGCAUAUUUCCCAAUCAACCACAUUACUUGUCGACGGAGGCACCAACUACCCGUAGAGAACCUGAGGAGAGGCGCAAGGCACUCAUUGAAAGAGACAACCAUGAUUUCGAAUAGUGGCAAGUCCAAGAUAAGAUAAAAAAUUUUCAAGAGCUGCUUGAGAACUUUAAGUCCAGAAGUUUGUCAGGCUUCAAGACUGAGGAGUAUGAUGAUUUCUUGUUUUUAUACAAAGUUAAAGCCACAAUCAAUAACAUCCCUGAAAUCAGUUGUAGCCUAAAAAUUUUCAAAAAUCUGAAAAUCCAGGCAUUUGUGGGGAACCGGUCGCUGAAAGUAGUAAGGUUUAAAGGAUUCCUUAACCAAGAUUAUGAAUGUUGCCAUUGGUCGGCAUUUGAGAGUUUACUCACUCAUCUUUCUUCUCUGACAGCUGAAGAUGUGUCAACCUUUGAGGAAAAUAUGGAAGAAUUGUGUGAUCAUAUUGAUAGAAUUCUAGAUAAGUGGACACCAUCCACAACAAAUAAUGAAACCGAGGAAAAUUCUCCCAAACUGACCAAAU